AUCACUCUUUAUAAAGUAUAAACCCUUUCUUCUUCUUCUUCCUUCUUCUUCAUCAAAUCCACUCACUCGAAGAGAGAGACGAGUAAACACACAGUCCUCACAGUCUCACAUUUAUAUAUAGAGAGAGAGAGCGCGCGCAUUCCCUCCCAUUUAUCAUUAAUGACUCCCUGCAACAAAGCGUGAUAGAGAGAGAGAGGUUUACCAGUAGCAGUAGCAGUACUUGUGUUUGUUGUGUGGAUUUUUUGCAUUUGAGAGAGAGAUAAUGGAGAUGGAUCUGAGCAAGGUUACUGUCGACAUUUUCACGAAGCUUGAACAGAAAUGGCUCUCCCACUGCGGCGACGCCACCCGUAAGACCCGAAUCCUUAGCAUCGACGGCGGUGGAACCACCACUGGCAUUGUCGCCGGAGCUUCUGUCGUCCACCUCGAAGACCAGAUCCGCCUUCAGACCGGCGACCCUCACGCUCAGAUCUCCGAUUUCUUCGACAUUGUCGCCGGGACUGGAAUCGGAGGAAUACUCGCCGCCCUGCUCGUCGCCGACGACGGCUCCGGGAGGCCGAUGUUCACCGCCAGGGACGCUGUCAAGUUUAUCGCGGAGAGGAACUCGGAGCUCUUCGAGAUCAGGCACACCGGAGUAUUCAGGAGGAGGAGUAGGUACUCAGGGAAGAGCAUGGACAGGGUGCUGGAGGCGGCGUUUCGGAGGGAGGACGGUAAGGUGCUGACGAUGAAGGACACGUGUAAGCCUCUCCUGGUUCCUUGCUACGACAUGAAGACGUGUGCUCCUUUCGUGUUCUCACGCGCCGGCGCGUCGGAGUCGCCGAGCUUCGACUUUGAGCUGUGGAAAGUGUGCCGUGCCACGUCGGCAACACCGGGGCUGUUCAAGCCGGUGAAUGUGGUGUCGGUGGACGGGAAGACAUCGUGCUCGGCCGUAGACGGCGGUUUGGUGAUGAACAAUCCAAGCGCAGCAGCCGUGACGCACGUGCUCCACAACAAACGAGACUUCCCGACGGUGAAAGGCGUAGAUGACUUGCUCGUGCUUUCCUUGGGAAACGGUUCUUCCUCCUCUCCGGGAAGGAAAAUCCGCCGUAACGGAGACUGCUCCACGUCAUGCGUCGUUGAUAUCGUUCUUGACGGCGUUUCCGACACCGUCGAUCAGAUGCUGGGGAACGCUUUCUGUUGGAACCGUACGGACUACGUUAGAAUCCAGGUGAACGGGUCGACGAGCAGCGGAGAGGAGAUUAUGGGGCCGAGGAAAACGGCGGAGGAGUUGUUGAAAGAGAUUGCUGUCGAAACGGCACCGUUUGGAGUCAAACGGUUACUAACGGAGACAAACGGUGAAAGAAUCGACAGUUUCGUGCAACGUCUUGUUGCUUCAGGCAAGUCUAGCCUCCCUCCUAGCCCUUGCAAGGAAUCUGCCGUUAACCCUCUCGCUGACGGCCGUUAAGUUAUUCUUUCUCUUUUUUUUGUUUUAAUUUAUUUUUCUAAACUAAAAAACCCCCGUGAUGAUGUAAGUUUGUAACCAAACCCCCCGGGUAAAUCCUUUUAUCUCCGAGUUAAA
Messenger RNA from Eutrema salsugineum, 1555 nucleotides. RefSeq names its product probable inactive patatin-like protein 9. The transcript is spliced from 2 exons. The record is from RefSeq and is a predicted model, not a curated record. Lineage: Eukaryota; Viridiplantae; Streptophyta; Magnoliopsida; Brassicales; Brassicaceae. Gene Ontology annotation, biological process: lipid metabolic process. The coding region runs from base 263 to 1441 and encodes 392 amino acids.